AUGUUUUACUACCCCUUAGUCCUGUUCCUGCACUUUUUUGCGGCGAGUGAGGUCCGAUCCAUGAUAAAACACAUUUUCAAGAACAUAACAUUCCACACAGUAGAAAAGUCUUAUAUGGAGAAUUGCAACUCCUUCGAUAAUGUCUUGGACAAAUUUGACGUGUUCGUGAUAGCCCACUUGGGAGGCUGGUUCAUCAAGGCACUGGCCAUUCGCAAUUUUUUCGUGUUAAAUUUAAAUAGCGUAUUAUUCGAACUGAUAGAAUUAAAAUUUCAGCAUAUUUUGCCCAACUUUUACGAGUGCUGGUGGGACCACGUCAUAUUAGAUGUCCUUGGGUGUAACUUGGUGGGAAUCCUGACAGCCUUCCUCUUUAUGAAGUGGCUAAAUAUGCCACUGUUUCCAUGGAAAGUUCCAGACAAAUUUAAACCGAAUAAAAAGGGCAUCAUAUUUCCAUCUGUAGAUAGACUGUUAAGGAAGGUGUUUACCAAUAGCAGCUCCCUGGUGCUGUUAGUUUUCUUCUCCCUGAUGACGAAUCUGAUCGAUUUAAACUUAUUUUUUUUAAAGGCCGAAUUGCAGUUGUUGCAAACGAAUUAUUUAGUACUAAUACGGGAAUUAGUCAUCGUCGCAAUUUCUUUUCAAGGGUGCAUACACCUACACCGCGCCAUUACAGAACAACUAAACCCCAAAAGCCUCUACUACACCGUUGUUACAUCGACAGUUCUCUUGUUAGAACUUUAUUUGGCCAUAAAGUGGAAACACAAUUUGGUGUCGGACAAGUCUGACCUUACUACAAUUAACAUGGUUUGGCUUUCGAUAGGUUCAACCAUUUCAUCGGCGAUAGUACUUCUCUACGCCAACGAGUGCUUAAUUUAA
Molecule: messenger RNA, 870 nt
Organism: Plasmodium cynomolgi strain B
Lineage: Eukaryota; Apicomplexa; Aconoidasida; Haemosporida; Plasmodiidae
Product: phosphatidyl serine syntase
Exons: 9
Coding region: 1-870 (289 amino acids)
Biological process (GO): phosphatidylserine biosynthetic process
Molecular function (GO): L-serine-phosphatidylethanolamine phosphatidyltransferase activity
Source: RefSeq, a predicted model, not a curated record